Symphalangus syndactylus (siamang) is the source of this 2878-nucleotide messenger RNA. Its product is annotated as small ubiquitin-related modifier 2-like. The record is from RefSeq and is a predicted model, not a curated record. NCBI's taxonomy places the organism in Eukaryota, Metazoa, Chordata, Mammalia, Primates, Hylobatidae.
UUUUUUUUUUUUUUUUUUUUUGAGGUGGAGUCUCGCUCUGUCGCCCAGGCUGGAGUGCGGUGGUGCGAUCUCGGCUCACCGCAAGCUCCACCUUCUGAGUUCACGCCAUUCUCCUGCCUCAGCCUCCUGAGUAGCUGGGACUACAGGCACCUGCCACUAGGCCCGGCUUACUUUUUGUAUUUUAGUAGACACGGGGUUUCACCGCAUUAGCCAAGAUGGUCUCAAUCUCCUGACCUUGUGAUCCACCCGCCUCAGCCUCCCAAAGGGCUGGGAUUACCGGCGCGAGCCACUGUGCCCGGCCAAGACCCAGCUUCUUAAAGAUGACAUAAUCAAAAGGAUUGUGGCAUAAUCUAAUAAUGGAACUGUGAACUACCUUGAGCUAGUAGUUCUCUCAUUAGCCAAAGAUGUUGAAUAUCUUUCAAAAUGUCCUACUUAGCCCCCUGUGAAUUUGCUGUGGGUGCCCUCAGGCACCUUGAUGCACCGUUUGGGAACUAUGGUUUAGUCUGUGGGAACAGUAGUUUCACUACUGAAACUACUGAGAGGUCCUGCCGGAAACACAAUAGGUGGUAUUAUAAAACAGAUACUGUGGGCUGGUAUCAUUCCUCUGUGUACCCAAAUUAACGUCUGCAGAAGCUUCUUGAAGGCAUUUCCAGACCAGGCAAAGGAGGGACAAUGUUCCAGACCAGGGAGUAGUGCAGAGUCUCAGGUUCCUUCAUGAACCCUGAGUGACUCCAUUUGGCUGGAUUGUAGAGGGUAGACUGGAGGGGCAGUCAAACUGUGAAGGAUUUCCUGUGCCUGGUGAGAGACCACAGACUCGAUCCUGUAGGCAAGGGAGGCAUUGGAAGACUUCACGAGGGUCUCUGUUUCAUUUGGAGUUGGUACUCCAUUUUUUAAAAAAAUUAAUAGCCUUUACUUUCUAGAGCAGUUUUAGGCUACAGAAAAUUGAGCAGAUAGUAUAAUGAGUUUCAUAUACCCCUCUUUCCCCAGCUCAAUUUUCCCAAUUAUUAACAUCUUGCAUUAGUGUGUUGUUAUAAUUAAUGAAACAAUAUUGAUACAUCAUGAUAACUGAAGUCCAUAGUUUACAUUACGGUUCACUCUUUGUGUUGCAAAGUUCUAUGGGUUUUGACAAAUGCAUGUCUCAUAUCCACCAUUACAUUGUCAUACAGAAUAGUUUCACUGUUCUAAAAGCACCUCGUCCUCCACCUAUUCAGCCCUCAUUAGCAUCCCCCAAAAAAAGCACUUAGGAAUAAAUCUAACAACAUAUGUACAAGGUUUGUAUGAGCAAAACUACAAAACUGAUAAAAAGAAACCAAGGAAGAUCAAGUGAAUGGAGAGAUGGUCCAUGUUCACGGAUAGGAAAACUCAGGAUGUUAGUUCUUUCCAACUUGAUCUAUAGCUUCAAUGUGAUCCUGGUCAUAGUCCCAGCAAGUUAUUUUGUGAAUAUCACCAACUGAUUCUAAAGUUUACAUGAAAAUGUAGAAGACCCAGAAGAGUUCCACUGUUCCACCUCCUUCUGCCUCUCCUGGUGCCGUUUGUGUGCUCAUUCGUUCUGUGCAGACCUGGUGCCUCAUUUGUGAAGCAGCAGCUGAGGAGACUCCAGCACUCGCAUGGCUGAUGAAAAGCCCAAGGAAGGAGUCAAGACUGAGAAUAACAAUCUUAUUAAUUUGAAGGUAAUAGGGCAGGAUGGUUCUGUGGUGCAGUUUAAAAUUAAAAGUCAUAUACCGGCCGGGUGUGUCAAUGAAACAGACACACCUGCACAGUUGGAAAUGGAGGAUGAAGAUACAAUUGAUGUGUUUCAGCAACAGACAAGAAGUGUCUACUGAAAAAGGAACCUGCUUCUUUACUCUAGAACUUUGUUCUUAUAGGCCAAGAUUCCAUUCUCAAUUAGAAAACUGCAACUUGGUUCUACCACACCAUGACUAUUACUAUAGUAUAGUUUUCGCUAUUCUUUUAUUUUUUCCUUACCCAUUCUUUUAUUGUAAAUAAAAUAAUGGGUGUAUGUUCACAAGCAUUUUGCUGUUUUAAAUAUUAAAUGGCCAAUGACAUCCACUUGAUGUCAAUCAAAACAUACCCGUGGGGAAAAUACUGAUUCUUGAAAAUUACCUCCCUUUCUCCAUCAGUGGCAUGCUCCUUCAACUCUUAUCUUACAUUGCAAUGUUAUUUUGCUCUCACUAUUUUAACAAAAAAAAAUUCUUAAAUACCUUAUUCAUUGGAGAAUUUUAAUGUUUUUCAUUUAUCAUUGUAAAACCAAGGACAAUUUUAUAACUUUUUGUGUAUAUAGCUCUUACAUGUAGGGCAAUCUGUCUUUAAGUGGAGAUAAAUUACUCUUAAAAAAAAAAAAGAAUCCUAAAUAGUUUUCCUUUUAAGUCAAGCAUCUUGUUGUUUAAAUAAACUUCUUGUUAAAAAUGGAGAAAAAGAAGAAAGACCCAGAAUAACCAACAUAAUACUUACGAAAAACAAAUUCAGAGGAUUAACACUCCUGACUUCAAGACUUACUAUCAAGCUACAAUAAUCAAGACAGUGUGGUACUGGCAAAAGAAUAGACAAAUAGGCCAAUGGAACAAAUAGAGAACCCAGGAAUAGACUCACACAAAUACAGUCAGCUGAUCUUUGACAAGGCAGUAAAGUCAAUUCAAUGGAGAAACGAUAGUCUUAUCAACAAACAGUGAUGGAACAAUUGGACAUCCAUAUGCAAAAAAAAAUCUAAACACUGACCUAACACUUUACAAAAGUUAGCUCAAAAUAGAUGACAGACCUAAAUUUAAAAUACAAAACUAUGAAACUUCUAGAAGAUAACAUAGGAAGAAAAUCCAACUUGAUCUGUAGCUUUAACAUAAUCGGAGUUGCAGUCCCAGCCACUUGUUUUCUUGGAUUUGGC